Molecule: messenger RNA, 474 nt
Organism: Helobdella robusta
Lineage: Eukaryota; Metazoa; Annelida; Clitellata; Rhynchobdellida; Glossiphoniidae
Exons: 4
Cellular component (GO): plasma membrane
Molecular function (GO): calcium channel regulator activity; GTP binding; GTPase activity
Source: RefSeq, a predicted model, not a curated record
GUCGUCGGAGCCAAUGGGGUUGGAAAAACCACUCUAAUUCGUCAGCUGUUGACGUCAGAAUAUCUAGCCAAUCAGAGCGGCAGCGAUCAAGGUAAGUCACACGAAAAAAAGCUUUUUCUCAUUAGAGACUACUACUACAAAGAUAUAUUAUUCAUUCAUUCACUCACUCACUCCUUCGCUCACUCACUCCUCUUGGAUGAAACCGACUCCUGCCUCUUAGUGUAUUCAGUAAACGACAGAUCGUCAUUCAACCAUGCAAGUACUUGUUUGACCGACGUCCGCAAGAGGUUCGAAUCUAAUCGAAUGUUUGUCGGUUUAGUGGCCAACAAGCAAGACCUCGUCAGGAAUCGACUGAUAUCGACUAAAGAAGGUAAAAAACUUGCCCUAAAACGUCAUUGCAAGUUCUUAGAGGUCUCCGCCCUACUCGAUCACAAGGUCGACCGCCUAUUGGUCAGCAUAAUCAGAGGGACGAGA